This is a messenger RNA of Entelurus aequoreus (snake pipefish), 3130 nucleotides long. It is a transcript of the gene def8, whose product is annotated as differentially expressed in FDCP 8 homolog. The transcript is spliced from 12 exons. NCBI's taxonomy places the organism in Eukaryota, Metazoa, Chordata, Actinopteri, Syngnathiformes, Syngnathidae. The record is from RefSeq and is a predicted model, not a curated record. Bases 116 to 1462 code for a protein of 448 amino acids.
CUUCCACCAUUUCCUCCGUAGUGUUGCUGGUUAGACACACAGGGGGACAUAACUGCUAAUUAAAUUGAUCACCACACGCCUCGAAUGUUACAUUCAAUAAAGAACUGCUGACUCGAUGACAAAUGUGACCGGUGAAAUGGAGUAUGGUGAGAAACUGGCACACUUCCGCCAAACACGCCUCAAUCCUUUCGAUCGCGGUGAGGUAGAGGAUGGCGGUCUCCAAAAGAGCAGGACGCCCACACUGCAGGAAGCGCGACAGGAGCUAUAUUCUGGAACCAGAAUCCAAAAUUCAGACGUAACCAUGGACCUUGGAUUAGCUGAGGACCACUUUUCAAGACCGGUGGGUUCUUUUGUGGCCUCCGACAUAGAGCAGCUGAAACAGGCCAUUGAGGAGUGCAAGAAACUGAUCUUGGAGCUGCCAGAACACUCGGAAAGACAAAAGGACGCGGUGGUGAAACUGAUCCAUCUUCGGCUCAAACUGCAGGAGCUGAAUGACCCGGAUGAGGAUGAGCCAAACCUGAGAAUUGUUCUUGAGCACCGAUUCUCCAAGGAGAAGAGCAAGAGCGUAAAACAAACAUGUGAUAAAUGUAGCGCCAUCAUCUGGGGCCUCAUACAAACAUGGUACACCUGCACAGGUUGCUAUUACCGUUGCCAUAGCAAAUGUAUGAACCUGAUCACUAAGCCUUGUGUGAGGUCGAAGGUCAGCCAUCAGUCUGAAUAUGAGUUAAGCAUAUGUCCUGAGGUUGGCCUUGAUCGGCAAGACUACCGUUGCGCAGAAUGUCGCGCACCCAUUUCGCUGAGGGGUGUGCCGAGUGAGGCCAGACAGUGUGACUACACAGGCCAGUAUUAUUGCAGCACAUGUCACUGGAAUGACACAGCCAUCAUCCCAGCACGAGUCAUCCACAACUGGGAGUUUGAACCUCACAAGGUUUGUCGUUCCUCACUGCGCUACCUGGCUCUGAUGAUGUCACGGCCUGUUCUGAAGCUGAAAGAAAUUAACCCACUUCUCUUUAACUUUGUAGAAGAACUGGUUGAGAUCAGAAAACUUCGCCAAGAUAUUUUACUGAUGAAACCUUAUUUUAUUACCUGCAAGGAGGCCAUGGAAGCUCGGUUACUACUCCAGCUACAGGACCGCCAGCACUUUGUAGAGAACGAUGACAUGUACUCACUACAGGAUUUGAUUGACAUCUCCAGCGGUAGACUCAGCUGUUCCCUCACAGAAGUUCACACCACAUUUGCAAAACACAUCAAGCUGGACUGUGAUCGUUGCCAAGCCAAAGGAUUUGUUUGUGAGUUGUGUAAGGAGGGUGAUAUCCUCUUCCCCUUUGACAGUCACACCUCCGUUUGCCAUGACUGCGCCGCCGUCUUUCACAGAGAUUGUUAUUAUGACAACUCAACAACGUGUCCACGAUGUGCCCGGAUGACGGAGCGCAGGCAAGAUGAAGACACUAAAGAUGCAUAAAGUGAAGGACCCGUUAAGGAACUUUGUGUCUACAGUACAUGAUGAAAGAAAUACAAUCUGGUAUUACAAUGUAAAUAUGACAAUGUUACAUAUUAAAUGCUAUCCCAUCUACUUAACAGUAAACAAAAUGUAUGUAUUUUUUACAUUCAAAAUUUCAGGGUUGUUUGUCAUGUACUCAUCACUUGUCAGCCCAGAACUUAAAUAUUAUCCAUAUACAGUAUUAAAAAAGGUGUAUUUAAAACAUAUCUGUACUUGUUCUUGUAAGGAUACAUAUGUGAACUUUUAUGUUUUAUUCAAAACAUUGAAUUCAUUCCAGAGUGUUCUCUGUAUCUGUGUGUACUAAGACCAGUUGAUGUGAACACUCAUGCACAGUGUGUGCCCAGGAUUGUCAGGUUACAUAAAGCUGUUAACCAAAUGUCUUAAUACACUUAGCAACAUGUUAAUGGUUUCUAUCAUAAUUUACUGAAAGGCAGUGGUGUGCCGUGAGGGCCAGCAAGGCCUUCUCUGCUGGAAUAACAUAAAUCAUGAUCAAAAAUUAAUAAAAGUUACAUUUUUUUUUUUUUACUUUCCAUGCAUAUACUGUAUAAAAGUAUCAUAUUUUCUUCAUGUCAUAUUAGGCUACAGUGUUACUUGUUUUUUUACUUUAGAGCUUUCAUCCAAUCAGAAUUCAGCUUGUUCCCAGCGCUGUAUGAAUUCUGCCACAGGGCUUCUGAAUCUACAUUAGCGGACAUUCAGUUGAUAUAAAGCUGCGAUAGCCAAUCAGAUCACGAGUUCUUGACAGUAGCCCAUCUAGGUAGCCUUAAGUUAAACGUGACUGUUAUUAGAUACUCACUUGUCACUCCCAAUUGAGUAUACAAUCACAAGUUGUGAAUUACGAAAACAGGAAGUGGCACCCUAGCCUAGCAGAUAAAUCACCAGUACGCACUUUUUUUAACCCACAAGAAAGCAGAGCAAAACGUUGAUUACGCGGCAGAUACUGUAUAUAUUUGCAAGGCAAUUUUCAACAAGGAUAUUUAAAGAGGAAUUAGAUCUCGUGAGACGAUUUCGUUCGAUCACGGAAGCUAUCUAAGUUGUUUCGGUGUUGAAAUGGUUUGCCCGCCACUUCCACUCAAAUCUACCAACUACGAGCGGUACUACUGGUUAAUACGGCGUCGGAUGGGUGUUAGAAAUGUUCACGUUUAAUGUUUUUAACAAUUAUUUUAAUUUUGACAGUAACACGUAAGAAUAUGUUAUAAUUGCUGAUGCGAGUUUAUUGUUAAAUGCGUCGAAAAAUAUCCCAUUUUGUACAAUGUUGAGGUGAUUCAAUACACAGGAGUGCACACGUGUGUUUCUGUAUAGUAUUUCUCCAGCCAUGGUCAUAUGGUGACAUAAAUUAUGGUAUUUUGAGAGGUAUUUAUUGAAGUCGGACGAAGCAGGACAUCACUGAAGGCCUAGGUGGGAAUCGCACGGCCCGCCACUGCUGAAAGCACAUUUUAUCCCAAAAUAUGUUAAAAUGCACUUUUGAAAAAGCGUAAAUAUUGACGUAAAAUAUUUGUUUUAAAAUAAAGCCUCUUUAGCUGUGUUAUCUUUCAGCAUGGUGCAUUGUUGAUUUCCUCUCAGAGUAAUGGACAUCUCUGGUGUCAGUGAAUCCUAUUAUGCUGUUAAUAAAAAAAUAGAGUGAUGCAUGAA